CGCAGCGACUGCGAUGAUAGGUUACGUGACUUGUUGUUAAACUCAGUUGCCCCGGAUGUAAAACUGAAGAAAGCAGCUUUGCUAAAACGAAAGAUCCACUCAUUAAUACCUGUGGUCCACGUACACUGUGACAAUGUCUGACAGCGAUGGCCAAGCACAGGAGCCAGCUGGACUGGAUGGUUUGCCACCAUUGUUCAGCAUCGCCAAGGGAGAGGUGGUCUCUCUGCAGACAUACGGAGCCUUUGUCAGACUGCCAGGGUACAAGAAGGAAGGCCUGGUGCAUGUGAGCGAGAUGUCAGCCACACGGGUUGAGAAUGCCUCAGAGAUUGUCGAUGUGGGGGAACAGGUGUGGAUUAAAGUCAUUGGGAGAGAGAUUCGGGAUGACAAGGUCAAGUUGUCCUUCUCAAUGAAAGCUGUCAAUCAGGGAACAGGGCGGGACUUGGACCCAAACAACGUUAUGGCAGAGCAGGAUGCCCGGCGACGUAAGCAGUUUAGAGAUCAUACAGGCAACAGGAUCACACUGGAGGCCGUACUCAACACAACAUGCUCAAAGUGCGGCUGUAAGGGACACUUUACAAAGGACUGUUUCUCUGCACCGGGCUUGCAGUACGCCCUUUUGCCUGAAGACGACGAUGAAGAGCCAAAGCAGCAGACCUCUACAGUUGCACCACAGCAGGACUCAGACAAAAAGAAGAAGAAAAAGAAGGAGAAGAAAAUGAAGAAGAAGAGGAAGAGGGAGAGGAAGGAGUCUGAGAGCGACAGCAGCAGCAGCAGUGGCGAAUGCAAGUCCAAGAGUAGGCGCCGUGACCACACUCCCGACAGUGGGGACAAAAAGAAGAAGAAACACAAGAAACAUAGAUCUCACAAACACAGCUGACAACACCACACAGCUGAAACACACAUCUACACUCACACACAUUACAGCUAUCAGACAGACGCAAAAGGGGAAGUGGGUAGCAACAGGCAGAGUGACAGACUUCCAGCAGUGUAUCUUUUAAUAAUCAAUCCCAACAAAACACUUAUUAUAGAAACCCUCAUCCAUUUAAUUUAAGGAAAGUUUCGCUUACUGUCUCUAUGAUUGGAAGCACAUUAAGACCUCCGAUAAAGUUAAAAAGAUGGAAAUGCGAAUUAAAAAAUAUUGUCCUUGUCCUGAAGUAACCUCUGGCUCAGCCACACUGGGAGGAGUUUACACAUCAUAUGUAACCCGAUUUGUUUAAGCAAUAUGGCAGAAAGUGGACGGCUAUCCGGUUACACAUACUCUUUGAAAUCCAUUAAGCAGAUGUGAAGACAGUAAAGCUUGGGAGGGUGGGGGGGCUGACAUAAAAAUUCUUUCAUCAUGCAGAGAAAACCACACACACACACUCUUUCAUUUCGUAGUAAAACCUUGUGUUAAUAAAUUUCCUUGAUACAAAGGAAGUAGUAAAGACGCAAACAGGACGUGUAAUGCAGCAUACGUGGGCGUGACAGGAACCUCAAGCGUGAUAUCCUGAGGUUGUCCUCCGCUUAUUGUGGGUGUACUGUACAUGCAUACAAGUCUUGCCACCAGGGGACUGCUCACUCUAGACACUACCGUCUUCCUGCAUGCCAGCUGUUAGCUCCAUUAAAGAUGUUUUUAUUUGUAAAAGUGUAAAAAAAAAAAAAAUAAGCCUCUUGGUGUCUUUGUUCUUGGACCUUGAACUCAAAUGUGUGUGCGUUAGGGGACCACUGAAAUUCUCAGGUUGCAUCUGUCUAAUAUGACCCUGUAGUCAUAUUAAGUUAACAUUUUCAAAUUUGGUAAAGUGUCUAAAGGCCAUGACUGAGGGAUUUACGCAAUGUAAUUAUUACAUUGGGUCAUCAUGUCCCAUGAGGUCAAAAGCUGCACAAACUGGACAGAGUCGCUUUUAGUUUUUUUUUAAGAUAACCCCUUGUCAGCAUCUUGUUUGACCUUGUGUCCAAGUUCCCAAAGAAAUAGACCGUUUCCAGCUGCAGUGGUUUGACAUGACUCUAAUGCACUCCCUUGGUAAAUACUCCAGUUCAAUGCUCAGUCUCCCUCUCUUGUUUGCACCAGACAGAUGUACAAGAAUAUGGCCAUUUAGUGUGAUCCCGAGUGUGCAUGAACAAAACUGAGUUUGUGCUGCAUUAUUGCAAGGUAUUUGAAUACAACGGCAGCAGUCAGUCAACAGAAAUAGUUCAAAAGUAGAAUCUGCAUACUUUUUCAACUUGUAUUUAUUACAGUAUUUCAUUUUGAGGGUUUUCCCCCUAUAGAGGAUAUCUUUGAAACUUUUCUUCUUCCAUAACCAAUAUUAUGUAUCUUUGUAUUUUGUGUUGAAGGAUCUGAUAAAAAGCCCCUUAAAGAACUACAGACCAAAGAAACCAUGCUGUAUAAACAGCCAAGCUAGCAGCUCUUUGAGGCUGUGCUAAAUGCUAAUGCUAAUAUAGCAACAUGACUGAGACCACCAUCCACAAAGCCCUGUCACUACCAUUGCUACAAAUCCUAGGUAAAAGUCCCACUUUCUACGUUUUUUUCCUAAAGCUUUCCACUGCACAGUUUGGGAAACUCUAUCUGCUGAUGAAUUCUGUGAGAUGUGUUUGAAAGCUCUGGAAAAACUUUCAGUUAAGAUUUUAUUAUUACUAUUUUUAUCUUCAUUGCUUUCUAAGUUCAAGUAUGAACUUUCAGACUCAAUUUAACAGAGGUUGCUUGUUGCAUGUGUGUCUUUAUACUGGAAGCCUCUGUUUGCUUUGCCUACAUGUAUUUGCCCAUUUUUUUAAUUUAUUCAAAUACUUUUUCGUAUCUUGUGAAUGAAUAGGAUGUUUGUAUAUGUAAUGUCAUAGUUUUUGCACCUCCCUGUAAAACAGAUUGUUAAUAUUUGUAUCUGUUUAGAUUUUUGGUAUUUUAAAUGAACUGCUCCCAACCUUUCAGAUGGCCACUAUUACCAGGGAUGGGCAAAAAUACAUCAAAAUGUAUUUUUAAAAAUAUACCAAAUACCCGAUAAACUACAAAAUACAGCAGCCACAUCACAUAUAAAAAAUAAACUACUGUAUUUUUGUAAUACUAAAAAUACUUUUCCAUGGUACCAUGAAAUCAUUUUGCAAACCUUCUAUCAGCCUAUUUGUUCUCUCCCUUCACCCAAACACUGACUCAUUAGAUUAAGUGGACAGUGUUUGAGAGCAACAGCUUUUCUCUGCCUAAUGAUUCAUGCAAUAAAUCUGACAUAUGCAACCAGUUAACAGAUCAAAUAUUCACAUAUCCCUGUGAUUGCCCAGAUGAAGGUUAGUUUUAAAGUAACUAACAGUUUAAUGUUUAACGAACAGUUUGCUCAACUCUGAAAUGCUUUAUUUUUUUUUUUUCCGUGCACAACUGAUGAAAACUACUACAUAGGCUGGAAGAAGCAAAGUGGACACAUUUGCGUUUUUCAGUGGCUGAUAUUUAGAGAGCAGGGCAGUUGAGGGCAGAUAUAUAAUGCUGAUAUCAAAACGAACAAAAGUCAUGUACAAUCUAAUACAGAUGGUUAUCUUAGCAAGUGUUAUAGAUGGAAUUUUUACUGUGGCAGCGCAUGUGAAUCCAUACACAGACAUGUAUGAAAAGAUAAAUAAAUUUAUAAAUAAUAAAUCCUGGAAUUGUA
Molecule: messenger RNA, 3602 nt
Organism: Micropterus dolomieu (smallmouth bass)
Lineage: Eukaryota; Metazoa; Chordata; Actinopteri; Centrarchiformes; Centrarchidae
Gene: zcchc17
Product: zinc finger, CCHC domain containing 17
Exons: 7
Coding region: 134-877 (247 amino acids)
Biological process (GO): RNA stabilization
Molecular function (GO): RNA binding; zinc ion binding
Source: RefSeq, a predicted model, not a curated record